AGAUAACCUCAAUUCACUCAAUUGGAAAACUGAUUUUUAUUUUUAUUAUGGUUCAACAAGUAUAAUGAAAAUGGUUCAGUUAUGUUGAAACGAAAGACAUCAAGAUAUUUUCAGCGUUUUUAUUCGCGGCUGAGUAAUUUUGAUCUUAAUUAUGUUUGCUCAAGAGAAAACUUAGAAGAAAUCGAGCAGAAUAUAACUCAGAGAAAAGGGGUUGGAAAUAUAAAACUUGUAUGCGAUUUGUAUGAUAGAUACAAGUUAUCAAACAAUGGAGAGAAAAUAGAUAUCGAAAAUCAAUUGCUUUCAGAAAUCUUAAAGAUUCCCAAUAAAACACAUCCUGAUGUAAUGAAAUACUCAGAUGGUGAUCCAAAGAAGAUCAAAUUAAUUGGAGAAAAAAAAGUAUUUGAUUUCAAGCCUUUGGAAUUUCAAGAGAUAACAAAACGGAUGAAUCUUGUAAGAACAGAGCAGCUAGGGAAUUACUCUGGUAGCAAAGGUUACUAUCUCUUAGGAGCUAUGGCAAGUUUAGAAAAGGCUCUCGUACAAUAUGCCUUGAAAACAUUGUUAACUCAUAACUUCGAACUUAUCUCAGUUCCUGAUUUGAUUCCUAAAGAACUUGUUGAGAAUUGUGGUCUUCUCACAUCAGGUGUGAGAAACCAAGUGUUCUUUUUAGAUAAAAAAUUGCAUAAGUCAGCAUUGUGUUUAUCUGGUACUUCAGAAAUGUCACUUGCUGGAUUAUUUCAAAAUCAUGUUUUUGAGGAAGCAGAACUUCCCCUUAAGUUAGCAGCCGUGAGCAGAUGUUAUAGAGCUGAAACUUCAAAUUUAGCUGAAGAGAAAGGACUUUAUAGGGUGCAUGAAUUCACAAAGGUUGAAAUGUUUGUGAUAGUAACUCCUGAGCAAUCUGAUUCUAUGCUAGAAUAUAUCAGAGAUAUUCAGGAACAACAUUUUAGUCCACUAAACCUGCAUAUGCAAGUCCUUGAUAUGCCUCCUUAUGAACUUGGAGCACCUGCAUAUAGAAAAUAUGAUAUAGAAGUAUGGCUUCCAGGAAGGGGCACUUUUGGAGAGAUUUCUAGCUGCAGUAAUUGUACUGAUUAUCAGUCAAGAAGAUUGGGGAUAAAGUAUAGAAAAAAUGGUGAAGUGAAGUUUGUACAUACUCUGAAUGGCACUGCAUCAGCUAUCCCUAGAUUAUUAAUAGCUAUAACUGAAACAGGACAGAUGGAGAAAGGCAUUAUUGAAAUACCAAAAGUUUUGCAUAAAUAUAUGUAUGGGCAAGAAACUAUAAAGAAGCAAACAGGCAUACCCCAACUUAAAUUGAUUAAAAGUAAAAAAUAAGUUA
This is a messenger RNA of Coccinella septempunctata (seven-spotted ladybird), 1330 nucleotides long. It is a transcript of the gene SerRS-m, whose product is annotated as serine--tRNA ligase, mitochondrial. Gene Ontology annotation, cellular component: mitochondrion. Gene Ontology annotation, biological process: mitochondrial seryl-tRNA aminoacylation. Gene Ontology annotation, molecular function: serine-tRNA ligase activity; ATP binding; tRNA binding. The record is from RefSeq and is a predicted model, not a curated record. The coding region runs from base 82 to 1326 and encodes 414 amino acids. Lineage: Eukaryota; Metazoa; Arthropoda; Insecta; Coleoptera; Coccinellidae. The transcript is spliced from 3 exons.